Molecule: messenger RNA, 1037 nt
Organism: Hyaloscypha bicolor E
Lineage: Eukaryota; Fungi; Ascomycota; Leotiomycetes; Helotiales; Hyaloscyphaceae
Exons: 2
Coding region: 195-638 (147 amino acids)
Source: RefSeq, a predicted model, not a curated record
CUUUGAGCUCUGUAACGCAUCAACAACCAUGAGCUGACCUCCCUUACCCCUUCCUAGGGUUUCAUGUGCCAAGUCCAUUUCCAACUCUCCUGCGACGGAAUCCCUCCCACUCGUUUCCAACUCCUGAGUCUUUAGAGUUCGUCCAGGACCCUUAUAAGCUCCAUCCCCAGCCUCCCGCGGGAAGAUUUAAGAAGAUGGGCUACCUAUUGUACUCCACCGUGUUCGCUCUUCUCGUACUGUCAACCGUCCUCUUCCUAACCCGGCCCCUCUGGACACCCCUCAUGCCAUCCCUCUCCAUCUCCCUGCCAUCAGGCCUACUCUCCUCAAUCCCCUCGCCCUCCUUUCCCUCCUCAUUUCCCGGCUCCUCAUACCUCUACUCCCGCCUACCCUCCUCCUUCUCGUCAGAUAUCGAAUCCGGCUUCUCCUCGUCCGCCUUCGACCUCAGCGCCAACGUUGCCGCCGGAGACUCCCGCGCCGGCCUCGACACCGAAAGCAAGCGCGAGAUCCAGAGAAUUAUGAAGAAUAGGAGAGUCAAUUUUGACGAGGCGAGACGAAUUUAUACAGAAGGGAGGUUUGCGAAGAAUGGGAUUGGGCCGGAUGGGAGGCCGAGAGAUCCGAAGUUUGUUAGUUUUUCGUAGGGAGGGAGACGGUAGAUGAGUUGCAUAGAGAGACAGGAUUCUGGACUCUUUGCGAUAAGUCUGUUGAUCUCUUUGACCUUCGAGCGACGAUUCAAGACACCAUUAUACACUCGAUCAUACAUUACGAAGACUCGAGUCGUUGUAUACUACAUACUUUACGGAUACCCGGAGACCUUUCAUACCUCAACUACAUCAUGGGAAUCAGCGGAGAGAUAGGCAUUACGGCGUUCGGACUGAAUGAUCACGACAAUUUCAAGAUAGGAGAGAGGAUGAUGGCUCAGAUCCAAUGGAGCCAUCAAUAUGGAGCAAGACACGCCAAGUCAAGUCAAGUUAAGAAUCUACAUACAGACUAUCAAUCAGUGGAAUGGCUGGGCGAAAGUCCACCACACUAUAAAACAC